Messenger RNA from Clarias gariepinus (North African catfish), 4918 nucleotides. RefSeq names its product matrin-3-like. Bases 2064 to 4676 code for a protein of 870 amino acids. The transcript has 18 exons. Gene Ontology annotation, cellular component: nucleus. The record is from RefSeq and is a predicted model, not a curated record. Gene Ontology annotation, molecular function: RNA binding; zinc ion binding. Lineage: Eukaryota; Metazoa; Chordata; Actinopteri; Siluriformes; Clariidae.
AAGUAAACAGCUAUGUAGUGUACCGGCGGGACCAUUAGAGAUAACUCUAUGCUUGUAAAAUUUUUGUCACAUUUUCGAUGUGACUAUUUAAAUAAUAGUUUAUUAAUGCUUUUAAUGAAUGCCAUUAUCCUGGCGCGCUCGCGAGACGUUUUAAACGGAAAUAGGCGACACAGAAACAAGAUGGCGGACGCGGUUAGUCCACUAAUAGCGGAACGCGCAAUGAACAGCUACCGAGUUGUUUGGUCCGGUGCAGUCCACUGUUAGUAGAUUAAUUUAUCCUAUGGCUGAAAAUGUACUGUUCGAUACGGAUGGGAGUCAGCACUCACCUCCCGAUACGAUAUUAUCACGAUCCCCAGGUGCCCAAGUAUCACGAUUUUAGAAAUAUCCAAAUUCGAUAUAACAUUUCCACCAAUUUUAAACAUUUGAAUGAUUAAUUAAAUAUAGCUAUUUCCAUAUAACAUUCGUUUUUUCGCUUAAAAACCGAGUGCAGCAUUUAAACAAUACAAACUUCAAAUACAAGAGGUACAUUUAACUGAGCAGCUCGUAUCUCUGUCAGUUGACUAAUUGGCACUCGCUGUGUUUUGAGACUGUUGUGUGUAUAAUGAAUGGGUUUGAGACUAAUUUUCUCACAGAGUUUGGAGAAAAUGGCAGAUCAGUGGCUUUUUAACGCUUGUCUGGUUAUAUCUGAGGCUGAUCGGCCGAUUACCGGUCACAGCCAAUCAAACUGAAAACCAGCCAAUUCUGGUCACUUGUCGAUCGGCCACUCAUCUCUAUUAUAAACAUAAAAAUUCUAUUUAAAUAAAAUCCUAGAUUGUGCGGUCAGUGUGGUGAUACGUGAUUUGCCACACUAGUGCAGUAUGUCUUUGAUGUUUGUGCAAACUCUACACAAAAGCCUAAAUCAUUAAAAGAAAGUAAGUGGUCAAAUAAAUUCUAAUGCAGCAGACGUUAACUGCACACUUGUAAUGACUAACCUAUUUUAUAAUUCUAGUAAACAAAAUAUAGAAUAAAUUAUGCCUUUACUGUUCCCACUGAUGUAUUUAAUCUUUGAUGCAUUUUAUUCCUGCAAACGACAGUCCAUUUAUUUUAAAUAAUAAUAGUAAAAUCUUAAGUAAUAAUGAAUUGUGGGGCGUUUUUUUUACAUCGUUUCUGAGAACACUUGACUCAAAAGUCUGAUUCAUUUUGAUCGGUGUGAACACAAUUGUUCAUGAACAUUGAACAAUUUAAUGUGCCUAAUUCAAAAAUGUUCUUAGUAUGUGUGAAAAUAAUUUACUCAUGAAAUGAUUCUUUUAGUGAUUUUUUGACACUCUACUUAUGGUGUGUCAAUCCGGAUCCUUGAGCAGAACUGAUUCCACCCGUUUAUUUAGCCAUUCUUGGCUUUCAAUAGAAUAUCAGGUGUGGCUUUUGCUUGGUUGCAGUGCAAAUAAGGUAUUUGUGCAAGUCAUGUGACUUGUAAUGGUAAGAUCCACCCGACAUGUUGCUAGAUCUAUCUAAUGAAUUAACCAGCCAGGUAGACAGUCUCUGAUGGCCUUGUAUGUUAAACAGUAGCCUCUAAUGUUAUUCUUCCUGCUAUUUAUUUGUUUCACAAGAAGAAUGUGUUCCAAUCUGGUUGAUAUGUUUGGAUGAGAGGGUCUAGUCCACCACUUUUUAUUAUGAGAACUAACAUUAAUCCAUUUACAGACCAGGAAAAAGAAGGCCUUGCAGAUCUUUACUAAAUACAUACUUGCCUUAAAAAUGUCUUCCAGAACAGGAAACAGUGUCUAGCUAGCCUCGCACUUAUCAACAACCCAUUACAAAAUCCCUGUGUGAUGGUUGGUCUGACAUGAUUGCACAAUGCGCCAGCAUCUGAAUGAUUAUGUUGCGUUGAAAUUUGGAGGUAAGUCUGAAUAUGUUGUCUUGUUACUUGGCUACGAGAAGGACCUUGAGUGCAUGAUUAUCUUCUUAUCUACAACCUUUAUCGACAGGUGAAUUAUAAUCUGCAUCUCGCCCAGCGUCAACUCCUCUUGCUUAAGCUUGCUGCUUAGUUGCUCUGUCUGUAAUUUUUUUUUCAUCUGGAUACCUGCAGCAUGUCUCAGAAAUAUCCCUACACGAACACAGGGGAUGACUUUCUGUCGCAUCAAGACAUGUAUGCAAAUUCAUACCAGAGACAGUCCAAUACGUACCAACCAAGAGUUAGAGCUCCAUCUCGGGAGCAAACGUACUCUAUGACAUCUUCCAACAGAACUGGGGACUCUUCUUUCCACUUACCGGGGACUGCUUUGUCAUUUCUUCAAAGCUGUGGACUGGACUCGAGCGACAUUGCCCACCUUGCAGAACUUCCUGAGCAUCUCUUCACUGUCGAGACACUUUCUACACUGCUUUUACAGAUCAAAGAACGUAAAUUGUCCGGUGCAACGUCCUCAUCGUCUAGGCCUGGCAUAAGUCAGCCACUUGACGAUACCCCGACUCGAGCAAGAGAGGGUAGCAGCCACUAUAAACCUGUUGAGUAUCCCAUUGAUCGGUCAGCACACUCAGUGCACUCUCGUCGUCCUGAGCAAAUUCAAACCCGGCAAGACUUCUGGGGAAAUCCUAGACGAACAAGUACUUUAACCAGCAGUGAAAGCAGCAGGUUUCCAGACUACAGCGUCCCCAAUUACAAUGACUCAUAUUACAGUACCACAGAUGUCCCGUCACGCUCUUUUAAUGAUGUCAGACCGAAGCCUUUGCUUUCUCUGAAAUUAGAACCACCAGUUUCCACGCCUACUAGAAAAGAGUCCUCAGACUUCAAUUGCAAAAUUCCUCCGGCUUAUCCUCAUAUGUGUUGUCUCUGUGACGUUACUGUCCGUAAUACAAAGGAGUGGCUUUUUCAUGUUCGAGGUACUGAGCAUGCUAAAGGUCAGCGUCUACUUGAAAAAAAGUACCCAAAAUGGGCAGGGACUAUUGGAUCUACAAGAAGGAAUGAAAGCCCAGAAGUUUUAGAAGGUUUUAAGGUUCCAACAAGGACAGAGGCCUCUGACUUCAAUGGCAUCGUUCCCCCAGUUUUUCCUUACUUGUGUACUCUCUGCCACAUCGCUGUCUUUUCUGAAAAGGACUGGUCUGCUCAUAUUACCGGUGGUCAGCAUGCUAAGAGCCAGCUUGACCUUAUGGGAAAGUACCCAGAGUGGGAUGGAACUGUUCAAUCUUCUAGAAGAAAUGAUGGUGAGCCCUCCAAUGACGUAAGAGAUGGAACCUCAGAAAUAAAAACGUCACAAGUGAAGGAUAAACCGAUUUCUCGAGUUGUGAGCUUUGCACCAUUGCCCACUGGGGAGGGUGUCACUGCAGAGUUGACUGCCAUUGCUAAACGAUUUGGAACCGUCAGAAAAUCGUUGUUUCUGCCAAACCGGGGUUUUGUGGAAAUGAGUUCUUUAGAAGAAGCCAAGAAAUUUGUUGAACACUACUCGGCCAAUCAGCUGAAAUUAAAAGGCAAAUUAAUUCAAGUCACCUUCUCUUGUGAAUAUAACUCACUGAGAAAUGCAGAAGGUAAUGACAUUACACAAUCCAGACGCACUCACACCCAAAGGAGCUCUAGCCCAGGCAGGCACAGCACUCAAAGGGACUCCCUAAGUCCCGGGAGAAGACGUUCCUCAGAGACGACCCGUUCUAGCCCUAAGAGAAAACAUUCAUCAGAGAGAACUCCAUAUAGCCCCCAAAAAAGACGCUCGUCAGAGAGAGUCCCCUCAUCUGGAAGUCGCCAAAUAAAAGACAGAAAAGAGAUGAAAGAAAAAGGAAGCAUGAGCAACAAUUCAGAUUCAGACAAUGACCUUGAAGAGCUCAAGGUGAUAGCAAAUGAUGGUGAAGAACUGGUAUGUGUCAUUGAUGAAUAUAAGCGCAGAAAAACUCACCAGGAUUAUUUACUGUCAGAACCAAUGGAUAUAACAGAUGUUCAUGCAGUAAAGCCUGGAGAAGAUUCUCCAAAUGCUGAUACGUCAGAAGCAUCAAACUGUCUGAAGGAGGGGCAAAAGAUUGAAGAAAAACAAGAUCACGAAAUAAAUGAGAAGGACCAUGAUUUCCCCGAUAUUCUUGAAAAUUGUGUGACCUUGGAUGAAUUCACAGAAGGAAAUUCAGAUUGUCAAGAAUUAAAUAUACCAAAGGCCUCAUUUCCAGCAACUGAGGAAUCUUCAGAGGAUGUGAUCACAUGCCAAGAUCAUCUGUUUCCGGUUUCGUGUAUGAAGCAAAGCGAUAAAGAAUCUAAAUCCCCUAAAGAAGAAAGUACGAGCAAUAUAACUGCACAACCCAAUACUUCAGAGAACAUCGAAGAUGCUGUUGAUCAGCCUAAAGAGGAAUGGAACACUGAGAGAGUGACGAACAACCUCAAGAAGGUUGAGAGCGACAUCAAUGUUCCUCCUACUGAGUCGUCAUCUGUUGCAUCCUCUGCUGUAUCUGAGAAGAGCCAAGAGCCGACUGAAGCUCCUGCGCCUCCAGCCGAGUCUGGGAAAAAGCCUAAAACUACCAAAGAUGGUCUUGGGCCGUAUGAGCCAAACGUACCAGUGGGUGUGGAGUUUGUAAAGACGGGCUACUACUGUAGAGUGUGCUGCCUUUUUUACUCUAAUGAAGACACUGCUAAAAAGGUUCACUGCAGCAGCCAGGCACACUACGAGAAACUCAAGAAACACUUGGAAAAGAAGAAGACCAAAGCACAGAGUAAUCCUGGGAAGAAAUGAAUCUGGAAGAGUGUAAUUGGUAUUGUACAGUGUUUGGUUGUGCAUGUGUUUGGUCUCUGCAUUUGGAGGAUUAAUAUUAAGUAUAAUAUUUAGGUUAAUUGUCAGUUACACAUUUACUUUUUUUUCUGAAUGUUUGUUAAAAUGUUGCCCUGUCCUCCGGCUCUUUCAUAGUUGUUUGCUUUCCAUUGUUUGCGGGGAAAUAUGGUCAAUCUCUGUUAACAUUAAAACAUUUCUUACACUGA